Messenger RNA from Triticum turgidum subsp. durum (durum wheat), 963 nucleotides. NCBI's taxonomy places the organism in Eukaryota, Viridiplantae, Streptophyta, Magnoliopsida, Poales, Poaceae. The record is from the annotation of a GenBank genome assembly.
AUGGCUGCACCCUCCCUGUACGCGUACCUCCUCUCCUGCAACGUGAUCGCGCUGCUGCUCGUGGUCGCGCCCCCGUGCGCGGGGCUCGGGCUUGACACGGUGAGGGGCUUCCUCACCAGGGAGGAGGACACCGUCAUCUUCAGCCUCAUCGAGCGGGCCAAGCACCCGAUGAACCUGCCGGCCUACGACGACCGCGCGUGCUUCGGCCCCGCCGGCCGCCAUGGCCGCCGCAACGGUUCCUUCGUCGAGCUCUUCGUCCGGGAAUCCGAGCAGAUCCAGGCCAAGGCAGGAAGGUACCAAAGCCAGCAGGAGGUCCCUUUCUUCCAAUCCAGAGUGCCCUUCACGCUGGCGCCUCCAUACAACUUCACCACCGAUCUGCAUCCCGGAGCGGCAUCCGUGAACGUGAACGACGCCAUAUGGGGCAUGUAUUUCAGCGAGCUGCUCCCUCAGCUGGCCAACAAUGGCAGCGACGAUGGCAACUACGCUGUGACCGCCGCAUCGGAUCUGGCGUGUCUGCAGGUGAUAUGGAACGCCACAUUGCAUGCUUUUCUAUGUAGACCCCAAAUGCGCAUGAUGAUACAGUCCAUUUUUGUGAUGAAUAAUUCAUCCUUCUGGCAGGCGCUCUCGAGGAGGAUCAACUACGGGAGGUACGUGGCAGAAGUGAAGUUCAGAGGAGACCAGCAAAGAUACACAGCUUUGAUCCGUUCGAAGGACAAGGAUGCUCUGAUGAAACUGCUGACAUCUGAAGCCCAAGAGGAUGUGGUGAAGAGGAGGGUGGAGAAGAAGGCCAUGGUGUUCGGCCAAGAUGUGACCUUGAACGGACCAACUGAAACUGGUGAUGACACCAGCAGCCAAUCCAGUUUCAAAGUCGCCCCUUCGGUGGUUUACGAAUUGUAUGACCGAUGGGUGAUCCCCUUGACAAAACAAGUGGAGAUCGAGUAUCUUCUCCAUCGUCUCGAUUGA